This is a messenger RNA of Lolium rigidum, 1392 nucleotides long. Its product is annotated as probable BOI-related E3 ubiquitin-protein ligase 3. NCBI's taxonomy places the organism in Eukaryota, Viridiplantae, Streptophyta, Magnoliopsida, Poales, Poaceae. The transcript is spliced from 2 exons. Gene Ontology annotation, molecular function: ubiquitin-protein transferase activity. The record is from RefSeq and is a predicted model, not a curated record. The coding region runs from base 128 to 1108 and encodes 326 amino acids.
CGUUUCCGCUCCCCCACCCAACUCCCCUCCCUCCUCACACGCAUCUCGUCUCUUUGCGUGACCUUGCCUUCUCCGCCCCGCUCUUCCAUCUCCUCUACAAGAUAGCGGUGCCGCUGCCAUCGUAGCAAUGGCAGUGCAGGCGCGGUUCCUCUCCCACGCCUUCCCCCACGACCUCACCGCCUUCAAAUCAAUGGAGGACCCCUCAUCCCAGUUCUUCCAAGACUGGGCGCCCGCGGUGCCCGGGAACGCGAACACCACCGUCCUCAGCGACCUCCCGCGGAGCGAGCUCACCUGCAACGACAACUACGGCUUCGUGCCCAGGAAGCGCGCGCGGAUGGCCACCGAAGAGCCGGCGGCGGGGCUCGCCGAAAUCGCCAGGCAGCGCCUGAUUCUGCAGCAGCAGCAGCAGCAGGAGGCGGCGGCGAUGCACGGGCUGGUCCUGCCUUAUGACGCGCAGACCACCAGGGCCGUCGGCUCCGGCGCGGCGUCCACCAGCGGGAGGAUGGCCAAUGCCGCCGCGGCCGUCUCGCAGGGCCUCACCGCGCUGCUCUACAACCAGGGCGUCGAGACCGACGCGCUCAUCCGGCUCGAGAGCGAGCGCAUGCGAGCGGGGCUCGAGGAGGCGCGCCGGCGCCACGCGCGGGCAGUUCUCGCCGCCGUGGAGCGCGCGGCGGCGGGGCGGCUGCAGGCCGUGGAGGCCGACCUGGAGCGCGCGCGCUACCGCAACGCCGAGCUGGAGGAGCGGCUCCGGCAGAUGACCGCGGAGGGCCAGGCGUGGCUCGGCGUCGCCAGGAGCCACGAGGCCGUCGCCGCGGGACUCCGCGCCACGCUGGACCAGCUCCUGCAGCCCGCCUGCGCGGGCGCCGUCGAGGCCGACGCGGAGGACGCCCAGUCCUGCUGCUUCGAGACCGCUGGCGACAACAACGCGGACGACACGGCGUGCAAAGUGGCCGCGCCGUCGUGCAAGGCGUGCGGCCAGGGGGACGCCUGCGUGCUUCUGCUCCCGUGCCGGCACCUGUCCGUCUGCGCCGCGUGCGAGCCCGCCGUGGAUACCUGCCCCGUCUGCGCCGCCACCAAGAACGCCUCGCUCCAUGUCCUGCUCUCCUGAUCCGAGCCGGCGUACGGUCAACUUCGACGUUCUACCGUGCGUGUGUUUUGUUGUGCUGCGUGUAGUUUCGCCAGCGUGGCACCAGGGGUCAAGUCAUCCAGGCAUGUAGUUCCAAGUGCUGAAUUUGCAUGUACUACAAGAGCCUAGAGUAGUUUUUAUUUUAUUUUAGUUAUUAGGUUUACCUGUUAAUUUUCUGGGCUACUGACUUAUUACUUUUGCUGCGGUUUAGUAAAAACAUUUCCGUUGUUGGUGAAAUAGUACAGCAGUUUCGGUUUCAAGAGUUC